Messenger RNA from Cicer arietinum (chickpea), 729 nucleotides. RefSeq names its product protein LHCP TRANSproteinATION DEFECT. Gene Ontology annotation, cellular component: chloroplast envelope; chloroplast stroma. The record is from RefSeq and is a predicted model, not a curated record. Lineage: Eukaryota; Viridiplantae; Streptophyta; Magnoliopsida; Fabales; Fabaceae. Gene Ontology annotation, biological process: intracellular protein transport; granum assembly.
ACAUGUGGAUGGAUAGAAAAUAGAACAGAACAUCACAAAGCUAAGUUUUGUUGUUGAAGUCACUCAACAAUGGCUUCUAUCACAUGCACAACUACUCACCAACCCAUCAUUUCGAAUUCUUCCAAGUCACAAAUUUCUUCUUCCUCAAACUUGAGUUCUUCACGGUUUCUUGGUAUCAGAAAAAGAUCAGUUGGAUGGUCAAGCCUCACCUCUAGAAUUAAUGGACCUUCCAAUGGCUCAAGAUUCACAUGCUGGUUCAAAUUUGGUAAGAAUGGUGUUGAUGCGGAAGGUGCUGGCAUUUAUGGUAGCCAGACUCGUAAUGAUUUUGAUAGAGAUGAUGUUGAACAGUACUUCAACUAUAUGGGAAUGCUUGCUGUUGAGGGAACAUAUGAUAAAAUGGAGGCUCUUCUAGGCCAAAACAUCCACCCCGUCGACAUCCUACUUUUAUUAGCUGCAUCAGAAAGUGACAAGCCAAAAAUCGAGGAACUCUUGAGAGCGGGAGCAAAAUAUGAUGUAAAAGAUGCUGAUGGAAAGACAGCCUUGGAUAGGGCUAAUGAUGAAAUUAAAGAUUUCAUUCUUAAUUUUUCAGUGCAGAGAGCAUGAUUAGUCUGUUCCCAUUGUAUGUCAGUUCAGCUACAUAGUUGUUUACAUUAUGAUCAUUUUUGAACAAUGCUAUUUUAUGUGCUUUGGCCUUUGGAUUGAUCAUUAGCAUGAACUUGAUGUCACUAA